UACUAGCAGCAGCAGCCAUUGUGACAAAUACUUUGUUGGUUAGAAUUUUAUUCAAUCACAUAUUUCUCUAAAGUUUUAAGAACUAUGUCUAAAGGUUACGUUGAUGAUUACGAACAGAAUUAUGAGUACAACUACGAUGACUAUGGAGCACACACAGGUGAUCCCACCUUGGACGAAUACAACAGACAACAUGUAAAGAUGCCCGAGGGAGUGAAAAAUUUCUUGAUUUAUUUUAGAAAUAAUGUAAACGAGGGUUUAAUUUUCGAAUUGCAAGCGUUAUACGAGCACUCUUGGCCUAAAUUGACCGAAGAUUAUUUUGAGAAAAGACCAUGGCCUGAAGAAAGUGAAGUAGCUGCCCUUGUGGACAGUGAUCCUGUGUUUAUGAUUCUUUACAAAGAACUUUACUUCCGCCAUAUUUACGCAAGGAUUCAAGGAGGCCCUACGCUAGAGCAACGUUUCAAUUCCUUCUAUAAUUACUGCGACCUUUUCAAUUACAUCCUUAGCGCGGAAGAACCCGUACCCCUUGAAUUACCCGAUUUAUGGUUGUGGGAGCUUAUCGAUGAGUUUGUAUACCAAUUCCAGUCUUUCGCCCAAUACAGGGCCCGUCUCCAAAAAAAGACACCUCAAGAAUUGGAAACGCUGAAUUCUAACAAUAAAGUAUGGAACGUUCUUUGUGUUUUGAACGUGCUGCAUUCUCUCGUCGAUAAGAGCAACAUCAAGCAGCAGUUGGAAGUUUAUGCUAGUGGUGGCGACCCUGAAUCGGUGUCUGGGGAAUUUGGGAGCCACUCGCUCUACAAGAUGCUGGGAUAUUUCUCCCUCGUGGGGUUGCUCCGGCUCCAUUCCCUACUGGGCGAUUACUACCAAGCGAUCAAGGUUUUGGAGAAUAUCGAGGUGCACAAAAAGUCCCAGUACGCUCACAUUCCCGCAUGUCAAAUUUCUACUUCCUAUUACGUAGGGUUUGCUUACAUGAUGAUGAGACGCUACUCGGAUGCGAUCCGUACUUUUUCGUCGAUUCUAUUGUACAUUCAACGCACCAAACAACUUUUUGCUUCGAAGACUUACCAACACGAUCAAAUUAAUAAGCAGACCGACCAGAUGUACCACUUGCUCGCGAUUUGCCUGGUUCUGCACCCACAGUGCAUCGACGAGUCCAUUCAGCAGACCUUAAGAGAGAAGAGUUAUCACGAAAAGAUGUACAAAAUGCAGUACGGAGACCUGCAAGAGUUCGAAAACAGUUUUGUGUACGCUUGCCCCAAGUUUUUGUCCCCGUAUCCCCCUCCGAUCGAUUCCGUGCCCGACGAUUACUCUAAAGAAGCGAUUCAACAUCAGACUGCCGUUUUUAUGGACGAGGUGGCGCAGCAGAAGAUGUUACCCACGAUCAGGAGCUAUCUGAAGUUGUACACGACCCUGCCGUUGAGCAAGCUGGCCACUUUUAUGGCGCAGAACAACAGAGUGAACGACGGGAAGUGGGACUUGGACAAGGAGAUGCAGAGUCUCAUUAUACAUUUGCUGUGUUUCAAGCAUAAGAUGAAGAACGUCGUUUGGUUCAAAGGGGCUUCCGGCUUGGAGGGAAAGUUCCAAAGUGGAUCUGAAUUGGACUUUUAUAUCGAUAACGACAUGAUUCACAUUGCCGAUACCAAAGUGGCCCAUCGGUAUGGAGAUUUCUUUAUUAGGAAAAUACUGAAGUUCGAAGAUUUAAAUAGGAAGCUUCAUCAGUUGAAGCUAUAAUCCUCGGAAUGUAUUUAAAGUGAAGAUACAUGUAAUAAAAAAUACAAUUAUUUGUAACUA
Molecule: messenger RNA, 1788 nt
Organism: Anoplophora glabripennis (Asian longhorned beetle)
Lineage: Eukaryota; Metazoa; Arthropoda; Insecta; Coleoptera; Cerambycidae
Product: eukaryotic translation initiation factor 3 subunit L
Exons: 4
Coding region: 85-1728 (547 amino acids)
Biological process (GO): translational initiation
Cellular component (GO): eukaryotic translation initiation factor 3 complex; cytoplasm
Molecular function (GO): protein binding; translation initiation factor activity
Source: RefSeq, a predicted model, not a curated record